AGAAUGUUAAAAGGCGAGUUUUGGCCGAUAUUGAAAAGAAAAAAUGUGCUGGUUGCCAAAAAUUGAAAGAGUCAUUGAUCGAAAAAGAAACUCAAAUUAAACAAUUGGAAUCAGAAAUUGCCGAGUUGGAAACUAAGUUAAGCCACGAGCCUAGUAAUGAUACCUAUAAGGUAAACUUGACUAAAAAAAAGUCAGAACUUGCCCGAGUUAGUGAAGAGUUAAAACAAUUAAUUUCACCUGCACCACUCCAAAACCACGAAAUUAAUUCUUCAAGCAGCAGUCCCUGA
Messenger RNA from Funneliformis geosporum, 287 nucleotides. The record is from the annotation of a GenBank genome assembly. NCBI's taxonomy places the organism in Eukaryota, Fungi, Glomeromycota, Glomeromycetes, Glomerales, Glomeraceae.